AUGGGGCGCACCAAGCGACAUGAACAUACGCAGACCCCCAGGGCGGCACCCCCAUCUUCUCAGUCGGACCCAAUGGACGACUUCCUCCAAAGCCCGCUUGGGCAUAACCACGAGGUGCACGGCUCCAAGAUGGCGCCUGUGUCUCCUGCUGCUUCCAAUAGCUCGGAACACGAGCAGCCCACGAGCAGAAAUCAGAAGGUUGGCGGUGAAGAUGGUCACUAA
Pelobates cultripes (western spadefoot toad) is the source of this 222-nucleotide messenger RNA. NCBI's taxonomy places the organism in Eukaryota, Metazoa, Chordata, Amphibia, Anura, Pelobatidae. The record is from the annotation of a GenBank genome assembly.